Messenger RNA from Capsaspora owczarzaki ATCC 30864, 2517 nucleotides. RefSeq lists its product as hypothetical. Gene Ontology annotation, biological process: positive regulation of transcription by RNA polymerase II. The record is from RefSeq and is a predicted model, not a curated record. Gene Ontology annotation, cellular component: NSL complex. The transcript is spliced from 8 exons. Lineage: Eukaryota; Filasterea; Ministeriida; Capsasporidae. Bases 15 to 2384 code for a protein of 789 amino acids.
CACACACUCGCUCAAUGAGCAAUCUCAAUGAGGGCGCCGUCGCUCCUCAGCUCGAGCACCAGGCAACCGCCGAGAUCCCGUUCGCAGACCUGUCCAGCCAGCAGCGCAGGGCAGCGAACGAAGCCAACGACAUUCGACAAGAGCAAGAGCAACUGCGGCUGCAGAUGAUGGAGGAAGAGCGACUGCGCCGCCUGCGCCGAGAUGUCAUCGAUGUCGGCAGCGUCUCGGACGCCAUCCCGCCUGCGUCGCGAUUCUCAUCGCUUGUCGGCGACUCGCAGAACUUGCUCAGGUCUCCGUCGAGAUACGCGCUGCUAGUGCGUGCUCUACGCGCUGUGCCAAGCACAGAUGCGCUCAUUCAGCCCUCAAGUAUGACUCUUGCACAACGAGGAAUACUCGACUCAAUCAGGUCUCUCAUACAAACAUCAAUGCAUGUCUGGACUGCCACUUCAAGCACGGAUCAAAUGUUUGUGGUUGGAUGCCGCACUCUGGAGCGCGCGGCGGAAAGCUUUCGGCAUGUUUUUGGUGAGCACCGGUGGAAUCCGUCCUUGUUGUCUUGGCUGACGAGCGCCCUUGUGGACACGUCCGACUCGCCCACCUUCAGCUGCUACGUUGACAUUCUUCGAGUACUGCGUACACGGGUGCACAAGCUUGUCGAAAGUCAACAACUCUGCUCAUUCGCCCACAGUGUGCGGUUCCCGGAAAACAACCCGGCAGUGUCGUCCGAGUUUGCUCGUGCCGCACUCGAGCGAGCUUUGGUGACGUUUGUCUCAACGCCGUUGCCCAGCGCGCCUCCCGGCACCAUCCCAGCACCGGUCCCUGAACACAAGUUUGAGUUUAAUUCAUCGCCGCUACUCGUGCUUUGUCCUGGCGAAACUGAUUGGAACCACUCGCAACUGGCAUACUGGCGAUCGCGGUUUGCCAUCCUUGGAGACGCCCAGCUCGUCGUGAUGACGAUGGGUGAUUCUCGUCACGGCAAGUACCAGCUGAAGCACAACCCAACGGCGCACAUUGUCAAUCGUCUGGCGAGCAAGAUCACCAAACUCUCGGAAGAGCACUCCCAUCGGCCGAUUGUGCUCAUCGGCAAGGGCGUCGGAGGUCGCAUUGCGUGCGAGGUGUCUGCGACAACACCCGUGGCCGGAGUGGUCUGCUUGGGAUUUCCUCUGCUCGGCUUGCACGGGAUUUCACUGGAAGAUUCUCUGCUCCAAACCAAAAUCCCAGUGUUGUUUGUGAUAGGGUCGCGUGCAUCGGCUACUCCGUUGCCCUUGAUGGAAAAGGUGCGCCGCCAAAUGCGAGCCCGCAAUGUCGUUGCGAUUAUUGACGGUGCCGCAGAUUCGCUGCGCGUCACGCCGUUCUCGUUGCGUUCUGGCAGCACCAACCAACCACCAUUCACGGCCACCCCCGUUCAAGAAGCUGUCGAUGAUCGUAUCAUUCAAGCAAUCGGUGGCUUUAUCCAGAGCGUCGUCAACCGCCCUAAACAGCGCGUCCUUGCGUUCUCUACGCCGCAGGCAUCUCAACAGCAACAGCAGCAGGGCAUUCAGCAGCAACAGCAGCAGGGCAUUCAGCAGCAACAGCAGCAGCCUCAGCCGCCGCCGCCCCAGGCACAGCAGCUGCAGCACCAACAACUGCAGCAGCCCCAACAACGACAAUCUGACGAAGCACAAGCCUCAGCAUUGCCACCGUCGAUCGCAGUACCAACUCCCAGCUAUGUGAUGCGAUCUCCGGUCGCUACUGUUGCUGCAGCGGCUUCAGCAUCCAUCCCGAAUCUCCAUUCCCCAGUCUCGCACAGUGCUAAACACGCGUCUGGUCUCGGCAAUGGGCUGCCUGUGGACUCUAGCGUCGCAGCAGACUUGUCGACGCACACCAACCAAAACCACAACGAGUCGGGUGUGGCCCGUCACCAUUCGCAUCAUCCUCAUGUUCCAGACGCUUCUCCAGCGGCGCUGGCAUCAGCCAUGGAUACUGCUGAUGGCAUCCGGCCCGCUCGAAGCGAGGCGCACUCCUCAGCGGAAGGGCUACAUCAACACGCUGGGAGCAUUCGGUCUGCUAGCAGCCCCUUUUCCACUCCAGUGAAGCUGUCUGACCAAAUGUCUGGUACAUCCCUUGCAACCGGUGAAAAAACGAGUCCAAGCUCCACCCUCGCUGCCGGUGCCUUGCACAUGGGCCUUCGUCCAGCCGACUCACCGACGAGCGGAAGUCAAAAGCUUCUGUCUUCAUCUGUUUUGGCGACCUCUUUGCUUCGCGGCGCAAGUUCUCCGUCCACGUCGCGCAGUCACUCACCCGAGCCACGAACUUCAAACCGCACGAGUCUGUUCUCCAAUGUAUCAUCGUCGGAGCCGGAGACAAAGUCUUCCGACGGCACUUCUGCGCCAAUGGACAUGUCAUAGCCUCAGAAAAAGCCUCGAUGAGUUUGUGUCUCAGAGUUUUCGCGUACUCGGUGUUUUGCAAGACUAAUGUAAAAAUAUUUGUCGCUUUUGCAGAGAGCAGUUUCUUUCAAAUUAAAUGGAAUUGUUUUUGGGA